AUGGACGAUACAGAAAAGGCAUUCUUGCAAAUAAAAUUACGUUCCGAAGACGGGAAUUGCACUAGAUUUCUUUGGUUGAAGGAUAUAAACAAGGAUAAAAUCUACAAUGGUAUCAUUCCAUUUGGAAUUAUAUCAUCUCGCUUUUUAUUAUCAGCUACUAUUAAUUAUCAUCUGGAAGCCAAUGGUAGUGAAAUAGCUUUAAAAAAGAGAACCAUUCUUCAAUUUAUUGCUUCACAACAUGACCCCAUAGGAUUUCUAGUUCCGGAUCAAAUUAUAAGUUAUGAAGAUCAACAAGCUUGGAAAUCUCUUGUUAACGACAAGACGACAUAUAGUACACUUGCCUCGAUUUAUAACCAAUCUUACAAAUGCUUCGCAUAUGGCAUACAGCAAUAUACACCUUUAGAGAAGGAAUGCGCAACAAGAACCGUUGAACCAUUUUUAGUUUAUGCCAAAUUCUGUACUGUAGCCAUAAAAGGAAUGACCAUGCCACGAUUAGAAUUGCUUGAUUCUCAUCGGAGCACGAGCAGGACAAUUUGUACUAAAUCAAUUUGA
Dracunculus medinensis (Guinea worm) is the source of this 552-nucleotide messenger RNA. NCBI's taxonomy places the organism in Eukaryota, Metazoa, Nematoda, Chromadorea, Rhabditida, Dracunculidae. The record is from the annotation of a GenBank genome assembly.